Messenger RNA from Homalodisca vitripennis (glassy-winged sharpshooter), 500 nucleotides. RefSeq lists its product as uncharacterized. The record is from RefSeq and is a predicted model, not a curated record. The coding region runs from base 1 to 372 and encodes 123 amino acids. NCBI's taxonomy places the organism in Eukaryota, Metazoa, Arthropoda, Insecta, Hemiptera, Cicadellidae. The transcript is spliced from 3 exons.
AUGAAUUUAACGCAACUGCACUCAGAGAAUUGGGAGGUCUGGCCUUUCAAAAUUCUGUAUCAAAGCGAUCGUUCUCACUUCAACGGCUCAGUAGCUGCUUACUUCUAUCCCAGACUAGAUCAGUUAUUUGAAGAACGGAACGUAGACUCUUACACGAGGGAAGCUCUUCGUUACCUAACACCUUUAUGGGAGGGGGCAGCAUCCGGCACUGAGGACCUCUCCGUUUCGGGAGCUUGGGGACAGUCCAACUACUGGGAAUGUGAGGGGGACUACACUCUGAAAUGGAAAAAAAUGGCACUCGAGGAUAUAAAACUAUCUUCGACUUUUUAUCUAAAAAAAUCCCAAACCCUUCUGAGGAGUUGCCAGUGGUGAACAAGACAGUUCUCGGCAAGCAAGUUACACGGAUAGAGCGCAAAGCGGGAGAAGUAGAGGUGACGUGUGCAGAUGGCAGCACCUACCUUGCUGAUCACGUGAUCGUUACUGUCUCUCUAGGUGUACUC